UCGUGUCAGAUCAUCCAUUGAGAUCAAGUGAGAGAGACCGAGCAAGAGAGUGAGGCGGACGAGAAAAAGAAACAGUUGAUAAAGCAAGAGGAAAAAAUAAAAGAAUAAACGUAAGAAGGAAAGGACACUUCUAAUAUAAUCGAAAGAGAACAGUGUAUUCUUGCUGGAAGUUUCGAAGCUCAGUCAUCAUGGAUGUUGUUGUUGAUUCGGCAAAACUCUGGUUAAGCGAGUUCCUCCCCUACUGGCGAAAAGCUGAGGGGACCUUGGCAGUCGUCGGGGUUUGUUACGCCGGCUCAGUCGCUAUCAGCUUGCUAUGGCAGGUCACGAAUGGGGUCAGAGUUCAUUUCUGGUCGCGACUCUGGAAGAAAGACCUGGUAGGGAAGUACGGAAAAUGGGCAGUUGUCACAGGGUCGACCGACGGCAUUGGGAAAAGCUACGCCAAGGAACUCGCAAGUAAAGGCAUGAACAUACUGCUGGUUUCCCGGACAAAGGCAAAGCUGGAGCAAGUUGCACAGGAAAUAACUUCAAAAUAUGGCGUCGAAACGGAUAUAGCACAGGCUGACUUCUCGGAAGGUCGAUCAGUGUAUGCUAACAUUGCUGAGCAUCUGAAGGGAAAAGAUAUUGGGAUUCUAGGUAAGUUUCCUAUGUCUAGUAGUAAUUUUUUUUUCUUAACCCAUUCGCACUCCCUACCCUCUUGCAACCGUCAGAUCAAGUUAUCAGUAACCACAAAGAUGAUCAAACGUACCGCCUGA
Molecule: messenger RNA, 752 nt
Organism: Penaeus indicus
Lineage: Eukaryota; Metazoa; Arthropoda; Malacostraca; Decapoda; Penaeidae
Product: inactive hydroxysteroid dehydrogenase-like protein 1
Exons: 4
Coding region: 189-752 (187 amino acids)
Cellular component (GO): mitochondrion
Source: RefSeq, a predicted model, not a curated record